Molecule: messenger RNA, 2682 nt
Organism: Lytechinus pictus (painted urchin)
Lineage: Eukaryota; Metazoa; Echinodermata; Echinoidea; Temnopleuroida; Toxopneustidae
Product: F-box only protein 32-like
Exons: 9
Coding region: 476-1489 (337 amino acids)
Biological process (GO): protein ubiquitination
Cellular component (GO): nucleus; SCF ubiquitin ligase complex; cytoplasm
Molecular function (GO): protein binding
Source: RefSeq, a predicted model, not a curated record
AUGAUGAACGGGCCAUAUAAGGAAUUGUCGACGUAUCGGAUGGCUUCGGUUAUAUGUAAAAAAAAUAUAUAUAUUUUCAGUUGUAAUCUGGCCUUAAUUUUAAACCAGCAUAUCAUUCGUCGCUCUAGUCGUGGAUAGUAUGCACGGAUCGACUCGUGAGUGGACACUGGUCAAAAUUCUAUUAAAAUAAUAUUUCAUAUACACCUGUAGAUACCAUUUAGUGGUAUGCCUACCGAUUAACUGAAUUUGCACGUACAACAGGUUGCUGGAUUGCAUGCACUGAGUUUUGUUAUAAUAUAUCUCUCCGGAGAGAGCCUCUUUAUUUGAUUUCUAUAAUUCUACAGCGUAUUUAUAUCGAUCUAAUACUUAUAUUAUUAAAAUCAAAUUUACAACGAUUUCACCGUGAAGUUGCAUGACUACGUAGCUAAAAGACCGGAUAUUCAGUGUUCGAUUUUUUUGUUUGAAUGAAUGCAAAAUGAUAGGAGGACGCAAGGUUAUGCUUCUUGUGAAGAACUGGCAGCUGGCCUCGGAGGUGGAUCACUCCGCCAAAGAAUGGGAUGCCAGCCAAGAUGGUGAUCUUACUGCUUCACCUUUCUGGAAGAGCACAAAGCGACCAACAUUCCGAAAGCUUUCACAGUAUGUCUUUCUACCCAAAGGAGCAGGGAGAGAGAGAUCUCAAUACUUCACGAUUGGUGAAAUACUUUUGAAGCUUGACUUCUGUUCAGCCCUCCAUCAACUCAGUAGAUUCCAGUAUGUUUGCAGGUUUGUGGAAUUGGUCAUCCAGAACCACUAUUCAUCCCUUAGUGGAUCGGCUAUGAAAUCUCUCUUUGGCAUUGUAGAAGAAGCCGUCAAUGUUGCAAUGGAAACCAAGUACAAUGUCAACCAGGUCAGGUCUAUCAUCAAAACCCUCAUCAAAGCUCUCCAGCUCAACACAAAGAGUUACAUCGGCGGCAAGGCUGGUUGGAACUGCCAUUACCAUAUCGCCUAUGUCUGGCUGAAUCAGCUCAAUAAUAUCCAGUACGAAGAGAGACAAGACGAUGGCAAGCCCAUCCUGACAGAUCUCCCCGACGAGUGCUUGAGACAGAUCUUCAGGACGAUGCAAGACCAUCGUGACAUCACACACACAGGGGAAGCCGAUAAGCUCCUGCACGGGUUGUCCAAUGAAUGGAACCUAUGGAGAGACUUCUGCAGAUUCCACUUUUCAGAGGCACAUUUGGCAGCAGCCGUCCCAAAGAACAAACCAGAUUACGAGAUCGAUUGGAAGAAGAUUUACAAGAAAAUGAGGACGAAGCAUGGCUUGAAAGAAGUGUUCGCUGAUCAGCUUCAGCUCUGCUGUCACUGCUAUUGCCUCUUCUGGAGGGGCGGGACUCAUCCCUGCUCUAUCGACAUUCCCCUGGAGAGAGGGGAGAGGGCGCCGGAGCAUCGGGUGGCACGCAGCCGAGGGAUCUCCCCCAGACAGCUCUCGGAUAUGUUUCCCCUGCCGAGGUAGAGCAUGGACGGUAGCUCGUCAACAUGUACCUUGUCCAUCAUGCUUUAACCUGUUGGAGACUUAAUGGUUUUGCUACAACUCAUCAUUUCCAUAGACUUCAGCCCCGAAAUACACAGGCUCAGUCUUCUAUGGGGUAAUACAAGAAGAGAGAGAGAGAGGUGCAACCAUUUCAAUCUUGCCAAUCCCUUAGAUAGGAUGUUCAAUAAAUAAAACUGAGAAGAGACUCACUACAUUGCAUGUUUGCAUGCUAAGAACCAGCUCUGAUAUUUUUUGCUAGAGAAGGAGGAAACUCUAGUGAAAUGUUUUACCUGCACACUCAUAACCAGGAGGGGGUUGCACGAAGCAGGAAGUGAUUUUCACUGACUGACUUGUUCUAAGCCAAUCAGAUACAAGGAUUUCAGUAGCUUAUAACAGUUUUUUUUUUUUAAUGGAGAUGAAUUUGGUGCAUGCCUUGGAACAUAAUAUGUAAUUGUUUUGUUUCUUUGAUAUAAGUCUUUACCAAGAAACAAAAAGGAAAAAAAACUUAUCAAGGUGACAGAUGGAUCUGUCAUGGGGGUUGGCCAUAACAACUUUUCAAACAGUUGUAAAACUGCAUGGAUUGGCUGAAUAUGAUAAAGCAUGGAUAAUACAGGGCAUAUAUGCCCCAUUGUUCUUCACACAAUCUCUUACAUGCAAUUUUUUUUCUUAUUUGGAGCUUUCGUCUUGUAACAUUUUAAUUUGUCAUAAUACAUUGAAUCCUGUAAAACAAACAAAUCUAUUGUAGCAUUUGUAAAUAAGAGUUUUGUAUAUCUGCACAUAUUUAAUACAAGAGAUACAUGUAUAUAGUUAUCCAUUUCAAUGCUGAAAGGUGUGUGAUACUGCAUGUUAUUAUCGUUGUGGGUUUAGCAAUGGGUAGUAGAAUUUCAUACAACUUAUACAUGUACAUAGCAGAUGUAUAUCCAUGAAAAUGUGAUUUUUGUUAUGACUGAGAAAAUGGAUUGUUCAAAUGAUUUAUCAAUCAUAAUUCAAAUUCAUACUGAUAAGCUUUGAGAAUGUACAGUUAUCAAGAAAAUACGUUUGACUAUGAUUAUUUGAAUAUCAGUUUCACAUCAAAAUCAUAUUUAGUACUUAAUUCUUCAGUGCAAACUUUUCAGCUUGGACAAUCAUUAAUGCAAGCUGAACAGUAAAGUAAAUAUAGCAAAGCAAACAUGAAA